AUGACGGAGAGAAGGAAACGUAUAGAUCCUGAGGUUCCUGUAGAUAAACGCGGUGUUCGAGAUACUGGAUAUAAAUUAAAUGGCAAAUUUAUAAAAGUACCAGAAAUGAUUCCUGAAUUGAUUGUACCUGAUCUGACUGAUUUUAAAUUGAAGCCCUAUGUUUCAUACAGAGCUCCAGAUAUAAUACAGUCAGAAUUCACUGCAGAAGAUUUAUUUAAUGUAGUAUAUGCUAAAAAAAUUAUUGGAGAUUUUAAAGGAGGAAAAUUAAAUGAGGAUGGGACUCCUAAAGAACCAUCACCAGAGGAAAAGUUAACAUCAGAGGAAGCAACUUUGAAAGCUCGUCAAACAGGCUCUGAUAUAUUUUAGAAAAAUGUGUGUAUUGUAUUAUGUUGAUAUUUAAUGUAUAAUUUUUGAUUUAAAGUUUAAAUAAUACAGAUAAAUUUUAUUAGUU
Molecule: messenger RNA, 451 nt
Organism: Agrilus planipennis (emerald ash borer)
Lineage: Eukaryota; Metazoa; Arthropoda; Insecta; Coleoptera; Buprestidae
Product: 39S ribosomal protein L41, mitochondrial-like
Exons: 4
Coding region: 1-366 (121 amino acids)
Biological process (GO): translation
Cellular component (GO): mitochondrial large ribosomal subunit
Molecular function (GO): structural constituent of ribosome
Source: RefSeq, a predicted model, not a curated record